Messenger RNA from Cannabis sativa, 474 nucleotides. RefSeq names its product secreted RxLR effector protein 78-like. The record is from RefSeq and is a predicted model, not a curated record. NCBI's taxonomy places the organism in Eukaryota, Viridiplantae, Streptophyta, Magnoliopsida, Rosales, Cannabaceae. The coding region runs from base 1 to 474 and encodes 157 amino acids. The transcript has a single exon.
AUGAAAGAUUACGAACCGAUCAGCCUUUGCAAUGUUAUUUCAAAGCUCAUUACCAAGGUUCUUGUUGCAAGAUUUCAGGUUGUUCUCCCGCAUAUCAUUUCGGAAACUCAAAGUGCCUUCUUGCCUAACCGUCUCAUCAUCGAUAAUUUUUUAGUGGCAUUUGAACUUGUCCAUGCCAUUAAAAAUAGAACCACGAGAAGGAAGGGGAUUGCUUCUCUUAAGUUGGACAUGAGUAAGGCCUUUGAUCGAGUUGAAUGGCGCUUUAUUGAAGAAGUAAUGAGGAAAAUGGGCUUUGUAGAGCAAUGGAUCAACCUUAUUAUGACUUGCCUCUCAACAAACACUUUCUCCUUUACUGUUAAUGGAGAAGUUUCAGGAUCCUUGAUCCCAACUCGUGGCUUGCGCCAAGGCUUUCCUUUGUCUCCAUACUUGUUCCUCAUCUGUUCUGAAGGCCUUUCAAGAUUUGUUGCAAUUUGA